Messenger RNA from Glycine soja, 649 nucleotides. RefSeq lists its product as uncharacterized. NCBI's taxonomy places the organism in Eukaryota, Viridiplantae, Streptophyta, Magnoliopsida, Fabales, Fabaceae. The record is from RefSeq and is a predicted model, not a curated record. The coding region runs from base 73 to 426 and encodes 117 amino acids. The transcript has a single exon.
CCAACCCUCCACUGUUUCAUUCCCAAACCUUAACCCCAACGACAAUAAUAAUAGAAACCUUAACCUAACCGAAUGGCUGAGGAGUUCGUCGAAUCCGAGGUUGUCUUUCCCGACCACCGCGCCGCCCACGACUGGGUAGUGGAGCUGGCGCCCCCGCCGCGGAGGGAGAGGGAGAAUUGUCGACGGAGGGCGGCGAAUUCGAUGCCGGUGAGUAUACCGGAGAGGACGGGCCGGCGGCACUUUGGCUCCGCCGAGGAGGAGGCGGAAGAGGAGGAGAUGACGCCGCCGCACGAGAUCGUGAAGAGGAGGGUGGCUGCAAAAAUGGCGUUUUCGGUGUGCACGGGGAAUGGGAGGACAUUGAAGGGACGUGAUUUGAGUCAGGUCAGGAAUUCGAUUCUCAGGUUAACUGGGUUUCUGGAAGCAUGACAAUAGUUUCGUACAAUGGAAGAUGGGAAAAUGGAAAAUUUAAAAAGAAAAAGAAAAAUUGUCUCCAUUUCUUCAUUUUUCUUGCUUUGUUAUUUAAUUGAUUGGUUAAUUGGGCUAGCUAUUGAGAUCGUUUUUGGAGUCUCGUUCAUUGUAAAAGGGAACAUUUGAAUAUUAGAGAUGGAAUGAAAUGAAAUAAAAUUAAAUUAAUUUAUUGAUUUUCAUA